AUGGAGGAAGCCCCGGCACUUUCCCUGGUGAUCCACGGGCGCAAUGUGGAUGAGGGCGACUUGACCAUUCUGGUCACCCGCGAAGGCCGCGUCUGCCUGCGGGGCGACCUCCGACGGGUGGAAGUCCCGGACGGGCCGCAGGUGGUGGCGCGCGCCUGGGAGGCCGUGCCUGCGGCAGCGCCUGCGGCGGUGGCCGCGCCUGCGGCGGUGCCUGCGGCGGUGGCCGCGCCUGCGGCGGUGCGGCCGGUGGCCGCGCCUGCGGCGGUGGCCGCGCCUGCGGCGGUGGCCGCGGCGGCGGCCGCGGCCACGCUCCCAGCGACCACCGGGCCGCCCGCGGCGGUAGCCGCGCCGCCGGCGGCGGUGGCUGCGCCAGCGGUGAACGCCGCGGUUCCGGCGGCGGGGGAGGGCGCGGCGGUGGCGCCGGCGCUGAUCACGGUGAAGGUCGAGAGCCUGCAGGAAGCGGCAGGGCCAGCCGCGCCUGCAGGCGAGGCUGCUCCGCCAGCGGUGGAGCCUGCGGCCGCCCUGGGCGCGGCAACGAGCUCGUCAGAUGAGACGACGUCGCCAGCUGACGCAGUGCUAGCGGCAUCUGCAGCGGCCAAUGCGGCCGCGGGACCUGCAGCGGCUUUGCUAGCAGCCAAGGCCGCGGCAAAGCCAGCCGCGGUGCCGCCCCCGCUGCCAGAGCCCGAAGUGCCGGGGCAGGAGUCUUCGGAUGAGAUGGUGGAGGUAAAGAUCGAGGACGAGGAGGAGACCCCUUGGCCAGGGGACCUGCGGAGGCCGCAUAGCCCGAGCGCCUCGCCGCGUCGUCGGUACGACGCGGCAAGCCGGUAUAGCCGCAGCAGAAGCUCGCGGAGCCCGCGGAUCUUCGCGGGCGCGUGCCCAAAGAUGCGGCCGAAAAUGCCGCCGCCGCGGAGGCCGCCUCCGAUCGGCGCGCGGCCCCGCACCUCGUCGGAGGAGUCCGCUGGCUCGGAAGCCUCGGCGCGCUCUGCGUGCGGACGAAGCCGUAGCGGAGGCGGAGACAGCGCGCCGGCAAGGCUCUCAAAGCGGGCGCUGCAGCGUGAGCAGGGCAUCUUCCGAAGGCGCGCGGGGAAAGCGCGCCCGAAGGGCGGCCGGAAAGGGGACGGCCGCUGA
Molecule: messenger RNA, 1128 nt
Organism: Effrenium voratum
Lineage: Eukaryota; Dinophyceae; Suessiales; Symbiodiniaceae
Source: the annotation of a GenBank genome assembly